UUUGUGACUACGUGUUAUUGUUACCUCUGUCACGGUACUCGAGAGGACGGCUGUCUUACGAGAUUACAAACCAACGAAGUCGCAGUUGCGGUAUGUUGACCAACGCAUGCCUGGUGUUACUCGCCCUUCUGCCUCUCGUGGCGCGGUCAAACGAAAUUAAACCCUGCCCUGGAGACACUAGAGGAGACAGGCGCUGCAAUCACGAUCCGACUCAUCGAGUUUGUGCCAAGAUAGGAGUUACAGGCACAUCUUUCUGGGAAUUUACAGGACAAAGAUCUUGGUGUGGCUCAGUGAGUAACUACGGUGAUCAAAAUGAUGGAAAGCUGAGAUGUCCUCCUGAGAAUCCAACUUGGUGCAUUUGUAAGUGGGCCACUGCAAAAUGGAUCAAAGGAGAGGGUUGCAAUGAAGUUAGUAUAGGCCACUUUUGA
Molecule: messenger RNA, 428 nt
Organism: Orbicella faveolata
Lineage: Eukaryota; Metazoa; Cnidaria; Anthozoa; Scleractinia; Merulinidae
Source: RefSeq, a predicted model, not a curated record